GCUUUGAAAAAGAAACUCCACUAUACCUGUAUUCAGCACCAAUCUCAACCAUUCAUUCAUUCAUUCAUUUUGUUUCCUUAUUUAUCAAUCAUCACGCUUAGAUGGAGAAAAAGACAGAGUGUAGCACCAAAAGAGCGUGAGAGGAUUCAAAUUCCACUAAUUUAGAGGCUUUUUCAAAUAUGGUGGCAAAAGAGUUAAUUACUCAUUUAAUACCCAAUAAGUGAUAUUACUUGCUUAAAAAGGGACAAAGAAAUCUGAAUAGGUAGGAGUAUCCAAUUAGAAACACUCUGUCUCAAGUUUCCAAUAUCAAAUUUUACCCAAUAAGUUUUUUAGUUGCUUCUACUUGCUGCCAUGGCUGCUACUAAAACAGAGGACUAUGUGCCAUUGAAACUUGUGGUGGAUGAAGAGAGCAACAAAGUCCUCUUUGCUGAAGCAGGGAAGGACUUCGUUGAUAUUCUCUGUAGCUUCUUAACAUUUCCAUUAGGAACAAUCACAAGACUUGUUCAAAAAGAGUCGAACACGGGACCAGUUACAAUUGGUUGUCUCAACAAUCUCUACCAAAGUGUGGCUGAUCUUGACAAAGAAUGUAUGAAAACAGAAACGAGCAAAGAAAUGUUAUUGCAGCCAAGUUACUCACUCAAAGAUUAUUGCAGCGAUCUUAAACUUAAUAUUGACGACUCUCAACCCACAAAUUACUACAUCUGUACGGAUUUUGAUCAUUGCUAUAUGUCUCAUGUUCUUAGCACUUCCUCAAUAUGUGGUUGUGGUAGACAUUUGGAUCCUGUUGUUAGUCUCAAUAAACAAUUCUGCAAUGGAUUUGUUAAUGAUGGUGCAACUUUUGUUAUUACUGAUGAUCUAAGGGUCAUUCCAAACUCCAUGGAUUUUACAAGCUUUAGUAUGCUCCAUAGUUCUGGAAUAAAAAACAUUACUUUGGCAAAGGAAAUUGCCAUCAAUGUUACUAAGCAAAAGGUAUUGGAUCUGCUAAAGUGUUCUUUGGUUUCUAAGACAACUCUGACCGAUUCAUUUUUACGAACAAAACCAACCCUUGAAGAGUCAUCAAGGAUUUUUGCUUACAAUGUUGAAAACACAAACGAUAUUCAAAUCAAACUGAACCUAGUUUUAAGAAAAUCAGAUGGGAAGAUAUUGUAUGCUCAAGCAGAUCAUGAUUUUGCGGACUUACUUUUGAGUUUUCUCACGUUUCCUUUGGGCGGAGUUGUACGUAUAUUUGGAGGGAAUUGUUCCUUGGGCAGUAUUGAUGCUUUGUACCAGAGCAUAGUUGAUUUAGAUGAAAACAAAUAUUUUGUGACGAAAGAAGCAAAGAAAAGGAUUGUUGAUCCUCACUUAGCGCCACAGUUCAAAUUAAGCAACCAAAUUUUACCAAUUUGUCAGCCACGUUCGGAGUUUUACUAUCACGAUGAAUGUUUUAUAACCUGUGAAAAAAGAGAUUACUUUGACGAUUUAACAGAUAAACAAGCUGUUUAUCUUAGAGGAAUUGUUGAAGGUUAUGUGAAGGGGCCAAGAACUUAUGUUGUCACAGAUAACUUGGUUGUAACACAAUCAUCUCCAACUUCAGCUUUACAUUUAAUCAACUAUUUUCAAACUUCUCUUGAUGACCUCAAAGAAAAGGUUAUCAACAUUGGCGUUAAUGAGAUUUUUAGCAUUCUGAAGGCAUCUUUAAACUCAACAUCAACUCUAACAAAUGGUCUUGGACAUUUGGUGAUGGAAGUACAAGAGGAGAAAAUGAUUAAGAUUGACAAGAAACUCAGUUUUUAUUAAGAUUGACAUUUAUGCAAACUAGCGCGUUCAUUUCAUAUUCUUAUUUUUUGUUUGUAUUUCUCCAUGAAUACCAAUAAUCCAACAUAUGUUCUAUCUUUAUUUUUAUUUUUUUAGGAAAAUCAUUAUAUGUUUCUGUGUUGGUAUUUCAAAUGAAAGUCGAGUCCCACAUUGGGUAGACCGAUUUGGAUCCUCAGCAGCGGCAACCUCAGUUGCGGUGCCUGAUACUAAAUAUGAGCCCUUCAAUUAAUCCAUCACAUAUUAAUCA
Messenger RNA from Trifolium pratense (red clover), 2041 nucleotides. RefSeq lists its product as uncharacterized. Bases 352 to 1776 code for a protein of 474 amino acids. The record is from RefSeq and is a predicted model, not a curated record. Lineage: Eukaryota; Viridiplantae; Streptophyta; Magnoliopsida; Fabales; Fabaceae. The transcript is spliced from 3 exons.